AUAAUUUGUUGUCUGCCAUGGAUACUCAGGGUUGUCAAAUGCAACAGUUGUGUGAUCACCUUAUUGACAUGAAAAGGGAAAUAGCUAAUUUAUCAAACUCUGCACCUGUCACUUCCACACCAUCCAAUUCUAACAGGGCUAAUAGUUCAGACAUUAACCCAUUUGUCACAUUAGACAGAGCAGACAUAGCAGUGACACCACACAAUAACCUCGCUUCACUAUUGACACACAAUUUAUCAAAUAAUACACAGCCAUUAAUGCCCAGUAAUCCAUUUCAGGGAAGUAACACAGUCAAUAACCCCUUUGUUCCAGUAGGUACCCUGAAUAACCCUAUUGAUAAUCAUUCCAAGGGAUUUGUAUUAAAACCUAAGGAUAUUCUGAUGUUGAAAUUGUCAGAAUUACAAGGUGUUGGAACUGAUAACAGACUUGCUAGAUUUUUUAGUCAAGUAGAAUUUUGUGUUUCUGCAGAUACUGAUACCAAUAUUGCACAGGCUUGGCAGGAAAUUGAAAUUGAACGUUACAGUAUAUACGAAGCCCCUAGAGCAUUUGUUGACAGAAUGAAAUGUAAAUUGUCUGCUUUUGAAAUGAAAUUUCCUAAGGAUUCCUUUCCCAAAGCUGACAGUCUUGUGAAAAAGAAACUGUAUAGAGGACUUAGCAGUACAUCCCAAGAAAGACUCAAGGAUUUCCUGGAUAAUAGGAUACCCUUAGAAAGAUUCAUUGAAUUUGUGGAAUAUGAGUAUCAUCUAGCUACCAUAAGUGGGGAUGUUACCCAACGUAAAGUUUUUCCUGUUAAGAAUUGCAAUUCCCAACCACAGCCUGUAGUAAAUAGUAAUGCAAAUACAACCACAGAAUUGCAAGACCUGAAGAGGCAAAUUAGUGAUUUGUCUAACAAAUUAAAGAAGUUUAGUAAGAAUAAAGAAAACAAUCAGUACUGUGCUUACUGUAAGGUCAGAGAUCACAAACUUUCUGAAUGUCCAUGUAACCCUCCAAAAGGUGUUUGUUUUGAUUGUCACAAACCAAAUUGUAAAAGAGGUUCAACAAAAUGUCCAGGGCCUGUUGAGAACGAAUGA
Messenger RNA from Macrobrachium nipponense, 1070 nucleotides. RefSeq lists its product as uncharacterized. The record is from RefSeq and is a predicted model, not a curated record. The coding region runs from base 18 to 1070 and encodes 350 amino acids. The transcript is spliced from 2 exons. Lineage: Eukaryota; Metazoa; Arthropoda; Malacostraca; Decapoda; Palaemonidae.